Musca domestica (house fly) is the source of this 2457-nucleotide messenger RNA. RefSeq names its product general transcription factor IIE subunit 1-like. The transcript has 4 exons. Gene Ontology annotation, cellular component: transcription factor TFIIE complex. The record is from RefSeq and is a predicted model, not a curated record. The coding region runs from base 628 to 1989 and encodes 453 amino acids. Lineage: Eukaryota; Metazoa; Arthropoda; Insecta; Diptera; Muscidae. Gene Ontology annotation, biological process: transcription open complex formation at RNA polymerase II promoter; transcription initiation at RNA polymerase II promoter.
UAGCAACAAACAGAAAAAUAUGCACUCAUUAUUCUUCUAAAACAAGAAAAACUCGAAAUUUUCAUAAAAACCUAAAAAAUUGCAAACGAAAUCAUCGAAAACCUCAUUUUCCAACAAAAAUCCCUCAGAAGCACAUUCAUUUUGUCACACGUCAUCAUUCAAGCAACACCCAUUUGUAGCAUCAAGCAACCCUGUCUCUGAACAGGGUGCCCACGAAACAUCAACAAUUGGAAACAUAUGUUUUCUCACAAACUGCAAUUUCCAUGCACACACACCACAUGAAAUACCCUGUCUCGCCUUACGCAGAUAUUUUGCGGUCGGGCAUUUUUAUAGUCUCCUCAAAAAACUAAUAAUUGUCUAAGAAUAAGGCAAUUAAACUCCUCAAAAACUAUACAUACAUCUUCGCCAAGCCGACAUUAUGCUGAGCGAUAUGAAAGUUGACGUUUUUCAUUGUUAACAGCGGUGAAAAAGUGUUUUCAAAAAUUAUAAAAAAAAUUCCUACUCUAAUCACACACCAACGAAAGCGACGACGAUACCCCAGCAGCAGCACAGAUACAGAAACAACAAGAGCUCCCAUCUUCGUAUCACCUCAAAUAUCCUUCCUUUCACAUCUCUACUUCCUCUGCCAUGUCUUCAGCUCCUGCUGCUGCUGCCACAUCCAAUACAGAAAUCCGUUAUGUUACCGAAGUGCCUAGUAGUCUAAAACAGUUAGCCCGCCUGGUCGUCCGGGGCUUCUACACCAUUGAGGAUGCCCUCAUCAUCGACAUGUUGGUCCGGAAUCCCUGCAUGAAAGAGGAUGACAUUGCCGAACUGUUACGUUUCGAAAAGAAACAAAUGCGGGCCCGCAUCACCACCCUGCGCAGCGAUAAAUUCAUUCAGAUUCGUCUCAAAAUGGAAACGGGUCCGGAUGGCAAGGCUCAAAAAGUCAAUUAUUAUUUUAUAAAUUAUAAAACCUUUGUAAAUGUAGUCAAAUAUAAGUUGGAUCUGAUGCGCAAGCGCAUGGAGACGGAAGAGCGGGACGCCACAAGUCGGGCGAGUUUCAAGUGUACGAAUUGUAAUAAGACCUUUACGGAUUUGGAGGCCGAUCAACUGUUUGACUUCAAUACUCAGGAAUUUCGUUGUACAUAUUGUGGGUGUACGGUGGAGGAGGAUACCUCGGCCAUGCCGACCAAAGAUUCGCGCCUGAUGUUGGCCAGAUUCAAUGAACAGUUACAGCCAUUGUAUGAUCUGCUGAGGGAGGUGGAGGGCAUUAAAUUGGCACCGGAGAUUUUGGAACCCGAGCCGGUGGAUAUUGAUACGAUAAGAGGGAUUAACAAACCCUCGGCGGUGCGUGGCGAGGGCCAACAAUGGUCCGGAGAGGCCACGAGAAACCAAGGUUUUGCCGUGGAAGAAACCCGGGUGGACAUUAACAUUGGUGGUGAUGAUGUGCCCGAUACCGUGGCCGAACGUAAGGCCCGCCCCAUUUGGAUGACGGAGAGUACGGUCAUCACCGAGGAUAAUACCGACAAUACCGAUGCCAUACUCAAUGAAGCAGCACAAAAUUCCCAACAACCCGGCCUGUCGGCGUGGUCUUCCGCCGCCGGAGGCAACACCUCCACCACCAGCACCACAAACAGUACGUUCAACAACAAUCGCAAAAAGGAACAGGAAGACAUCAUGGCUGUCCUGUUGCAAUAUGAGAAACAACCUGAACAAAAGAAAAACAAUAGCAAGGGUCUACGUUUCGGUACUUCCAAUGCCAAUUCCAGUGAUUCGAGUGAUGAUGAAAAUGACAUAGAAAAUACCAAAAUUCCCAAUAACGAUGAUUACAAUAACUUUAUUAAUUCCGAAUCUGAAGAAGAAGAGGAUGAUGUUCCUUCCGUUUUGGUGGCCGGCCGUCCUCAUCCCAUUGAUCAAAUCAAUGAUGUGCUAAUUGGCCAAAUGUCUCAGCAGGAGAAGGAGAACUAUAUACACAUAUAUCAGCAACAUUAUAGUCAUAUAUAUGAUUGAAAAACAACUCCCGUUCCCCUCCCCCCUCCCCUACCCACCUCCUCCUCCUCAAACCCCAAUCAUUAUUUUUUUUACAAACCCACAACUCGAUGUUCUUUUUUCAACAAACAACUACAACAACAACUAUUACUAUAAUUAUAUUAAUUAUUACUAUUAUUAUUAUUAAUUUUUUUCAUUAUAUAUUUUUUAGUUAAUUCUUUAUACAAGCCAAUAGUGUUUUAAUUUUCUCCAAUUUGAAAGCCUGACCCUCCACCUCCUCCAUCGUCCAAAUAUUUUCACAAUUUUGCUCAUCUUAUUUUUUUUUUAAUUAAAUAAAUAAUUUUCGUUAAAUGUUUAUAUAAAAUAAUAUUUAAGAGAAUGGAAGAGAGAGACAGACGGAGAAGAAUGCUUUGAACGAGAAAAUAUAUUUAAAAGAAGAAGAAGUAAAACAAAGAAUCAACAAAACAAUAAAAAAAACUUGAAAAUUAA